UUAAGUUGGAAGACUAGUAAAAUCUACACACACUAAUCUCAAUCUCAGACCCAUUCUCUUGAGAUUCCAACUUCCUUUAUUUAAAAAAAUAGUAAAAGAUGGAAUUGAAAGUUUAAUGGAUGGCCAAACUCAGAGAAUGUUGGAUUCCUUCACAGGCCAAGCAAUUUUCCCACUUUGAUAUUUCACUAUCUUUUUGAUGCCAUUGUUGCUUUUUUCUUAUCUUUUUAACUUAUUUUGUUUAACAAAAACAAAAACUUACAUUCAAACACACUCAUCCAUCUCAAUGUGUAUAAGAAGAAUUCUGAUUGACCCACCAUACUGAUUUAAAUCUGUUACUAUAGAAAAAAAAACAUGUAUAUUAAUAAUGAAUUCAAAAACACAAACAUUCUUCUUCCUCCUCUCUUUCUCUCUAAUAAAUACUGUCUUCCUCCUCUAAUCUUCUACACAUACCCUUUUGUAGACAACAGUUAUGAUUGAAACACCCAGGUCUUUGUAAUCCUUCUUUCUUUUGCAUUUCUCUAGAUUUGUUUCCCUUCCCCCACAUUUUAUUAUACUAUAAAAAAUCUUACUCUUUUGUGUUGUUUUGAAGAACCAGUGGCAGGCAUGAUAUUCUCUCUAUAACCUGCUUUUCUUUUCUUUUCCAUUUCCUUUUUUUCUUUCUUGGGUCUGACAAUAAGAUAUGUGUGAGUGGAUUUGUGUCAUGGUAAGCAUGAAGAAGUUUUCUCUUGUGUGAUGUAAUAAAGCAGCUUAUGCCAAGCUCAUCUCAAAAGAAAAGAAAAAGAAGAAGAAACCCAUUCAUAGUUUCACCUUUUUUCUUUCAUAUUACCUUCUCAUUUGAAUUCAAUGGAAGUAAGGAGAAAACCAGUCAUACAUCUCUAUAUUUUGCUUUCAGUUUGGGUUUUUACUACUGCAACAAAUGCUUUGCUAACUCCUAAGGGUGUUAACUUUGAAGUUCAAGCUUUGAUGGGUAUUAAAAAUUCUCUAGAAGAUCCUCAUGGAUUACUUGAUAAUUGGGAUGGAGAUUCUGUUGAUCCAUGUAGUUGGGCCAUGAUUACUUGUUCUCCUGAAACUCUUCUAGUCACUGGAUUAGGACUUCCAAGUCAGAAUUUAUCUGGUUCUCUCUCUCCAAGCAUAGGGAACUUAACAAAUCUACAGAUUGUGCUACUGCAGAACAACAACAUAUCUGGUCCAAUUCCAUUUGAGAUUGGAAGGCUGUCAAAGCUUCAAACACUUGAUCUCUCCAAUAAUUUCUUCACUGCUUCACUUCCUACUUCUUUAAGCCAUUUGAAAAGUCUUCAAUACUUGAGGCUUAACAAUAACAGUCUUUCUGGAGCAUUUCCUCAGUCAUUAACCAACAUGACUCAACUUGCUUUUCUUGACUUGUCUUAUAAUAACUUGAGUGGCCCUAUACCAAAGUUUCCAGCUAGAACAUUCAACGUCGUAGGAAAUCCACUGAUCUGUGCGACUGGGUCGGAGCAAGAAUGCUUUGGGACAGCACCAAUGCCACUUAUCUACAAUUUGACCAGUUCACAAAGUGCUCAACCAACAGGAAAAUCUCGAAGUCACAAAAUGGCCCUUGCUCUUGGAUCGAGCUUGGCGUGCCUAUGUCUACUCAUUGUCGCAUUUGGUCUACUGCUUUGGUGGAGGCAAAGAUACAACAAACAGAUAUUCUUCGAUGUGAAUGAUCAACACCAUGAAGAGGUUUGCUUGGGAAACUUGAAGAGAUUUCACUUCAGGGAACUUCAAAUAGCGACUGACAACUUCAAUAACAAAAACAUGAUAGGAAAGGGAGGUUUUGGACAUGUUUAUAAAGGGUAUCUCCAAGAUGGGACUCUUGUAGCUGUAAAGAGGCUUAAAGAUGGUAAUGCUGCGGGAGGUGAGAUCCAAUUUCAGACUGAAGUUGAAAUGAUCAGCUUAGCGGUGCACCGAAACCUUCUAAGGCUGUGGGGGUUCUGCAUGACAUCCUCUGAGAGACUUCUAGUUUACCCUUAUAUGUCUAAUGGGAGUGUUGCGUCCCGCCUAAAAGGAAAGCCAGCUUUGGAUUGGGCUACUAGAAAGAGAAUUGCUUUGGGAGCCGGUAGGGGUCUACUAUACCUUCAUGAGCAAUGUGAUCCUAAAAUCAUUCACAGAGAUGUGAAAGCUGCUAAUAUAUUACUUGACGAUUACUGUGAGGCUGUGGUAGGGGACUUCGGGUUAGCCAAGCUUUUGGAUCAUCAGGAUUCACAUGUGACUACUGCUGUAAGGGGGACUGUGGGGCACAUAGCUCCUGAAUAUCUCUCAACAGGACAGUCUUCGGAGAAAACUGAUGUCUUUGGUUUUGGGAUCCUUCUUCUAGAAUUGAUCACAGGCCAAAGAGCUCUAGAAUUCGGCAAGGCCGCAAAUCAGAAAGGAGCCAUGCUUGACUGGGUAAAGAAAAUUCACCUAGAAAAGAAGCUAGAUAUGCUUGUGGAUAAGGAUCUUAAGAGCGACUAUGAUCGGAUUGAGCUUGAAGAAAUUGUCCAAGUAGCUCUAUUAUGUACUCAAUACCUUCCGGGUCAAAGACCCAAGAUGUCCGAAGUGGUUCGAAUGCUCGAAGGUGAUGGGCUUGCCGAGAAAUGGGAAGCUUCUCAAAGAGCUGAAUCAACUAAAUGCAGAUCAGCUCAUGAAUUUUCUUCGUCAGAGAGAUAUUCUGAUCUCACAGAUGACUCUUCACUUCUAGUCCAAGCGAUGGAACUCUCUGGCCCCAGGUAAUAUUACUUUUAAGAAAACGAAGGACUGAUUAAAUUGUUAUGAAGAAUCUUGACACUCAUUUCAGUCAGAAAACAAGACAUUCGAAAGGGAUAAACAAAAAAGAAAAAGAAAAACGGAUUGCGACAUCCACUGAUAGCAAUAAGAGAGGAAGUAUAUCCAUUGAAAAUCGGUUCGAUGAAUUCGACAAUUUAGCAGGAAGUGUUUGUUGUAUAGUAAUGGCAUAUAAUUAGAGGAUCAAAAGUAAAGGUCCUUUGUUAUAGUAAAUCAUAAAUGUACAGUGUCUGGUAAGAGGAGACCAAUAUUAAUUAGAUGGAGUGUAAGGUAAUGUAAUGUGAAGUUUUUGAUAGUCAAGUGAAGAAGCAUUAUGUUUCACGCGUCUUUGAUUUUGUAUGAACUUAAGAAUGCGAUUGAAACAGCAUCUGAAAUGUUGAAUUCAACAAAGAAGUAGCCACAA
Messenger RNA from Papaver somniferum (opium poppy), 3184 nucleotides. RefSeq names its product protein NSP-INTERACTING KINASE 1-like. Gene Ontology annotation, molecular function: protein kinase activity; protein binding; ATP binding. Lineage: Eukaryota; Viridiplantae; Streptophyta; Magnoliopsida; Ranunculales; Papaveraceae. The transcript has 11 exons. The record is from RefSeq and is a predicted model, not a curated record. Bases 844 to 2730 code for a protein of 628 amino acids. Gene Ontology annotation, biological process: protein phosphorylation.